Messenger RNA from Scylla paramamosain (green mud crab), 5898 nucleotides. RefSeq names its product neuromodulin-like. The coding region runs from base 145 to 537 and encodes 130 amino acids. Lineage: Eukaryota; Metazoa; Arthropoda; Malacostraca; Decapoda; Portunidae. Gene Ontology annotation, molecular function: protein binding. The transcript is spliced from 4 exons. The record is from RefSeq and is a predicted model, not a curated record.
GAGUGAGAGCGCGGGUUAGUAGUGUCCGGGAGGUUGUGGGUGCGGGCUGUGCUUCCUUUCUGCUCAGUGAGAGUACGAGAGAUCAUCCCCUCUCCCUCCUGUCCCUCUUCUCUCCCUCUCUCUCACUCCGGGAUCGCCACUGCCAUGGACGGAGUAGAAGACAUUGACCUUAACGACCCUGAGGUGCAGAAGGCAGCGACCAAGAUCCAGGCCAGCUUCCGGGGCCACAAGGUCAGGAAGGAGGUCAAGGGUCAGGUGCACCCCGCGGAGCCCAACGCUGAGGAUGAUGAGAUCGCCGCCAUUGACCUCACUGACCCAGAAUUGGCGGACGCGGCGUUAAAGAUCCAGGCCGGGUUCCGGGGCGCCAAGGCAAGGAAGAACAUGAAGAAGGAGGAUGCUGAUCUGAACCAGAAGCUUGGUAACUUAAACACGGAGGAGGAGGAAGUGGACAUUGAUCUGACGGACCCAGAGUUAAAUAAAGCCGCCACGAAGAUCCAGGCGACUUUCAGGGGACACAGACAACGUGCUAACCCUUGAUUUCCUUAAUGUAUCCCUUGUUUGGCCGCCGCCGCCGCCACCAUCACCACCACCACCAUCAGAGAGUGUGUGAGAGAGAGUGGGGGAUAGGGUGGGGUUAUUGCGUUAUCUAAAUUUAGCUUCUACUUCAUAUCAUUAUGGACUAACAGUGUCAGUGUCUGUGGUGGUGAGAAUGGUGGUGACUGCGUGUGUGGUAGCUUAGGAGGUGGUGGUGGUGGUGGCGGUGGUGGUGGUGACAAUGGGUGUCAGUGCGGGAUACAUAAGAGGACCGGUGGAAGGAUUACAAGGGUUAGGCAUGAGUGGAUGUUACCGGUCCCGUGGCUCGCUACCUCCACCAUCCCCUCCACCUCCACCGCCGCCACCAGUCACUACAUCUUGCACUCCCCCCCUUCCAUUAUUUUGUGGGGGGGGUGAUAAAAGAAAAAAAUCCGUGCUCCUCUACUUAUAGUCUUUUCAAAACGUGAACAAAACAAUAUCAUAGUCCAUAACUUUUCUUGUGGCUUUCUUACAUGCAGUUUACAGGAUUAAAAAUUAUAAAAAAUACGACAAAAAAUAUGAAUAUGUAUACUAAUUUAAAUCUCCCACAGUUACUCAGCUUCUGUCAGUGAGGUGAUUGUUUUACUUGAUGUUCUUUUGUUUCCCCAUGCGGUGAAUGCUGGACUUUCCUCCUUAAUAUCAUAUCGUUUAUAUUCCACACAGUUUUGAGUACUUAUACAAAUUAAACAGCGUAUGUACAACUUUAAGCUUGGAAUGCGUACGUCUAUUUAGAAAGGUUUCCUAGUUUAGUCAUAAGAGAGAACAGAUGUUAUAGAAGAACAGAAUGUUGUAAGGCAAGAAGGUCUACUUGAUUUAUCAGUUGAGUGGAUUAACAUUAUCAUCAUCUUGACUUCUUUCUCCAAUCUUACGGCUGACUGAGUAGUGAUGGAUUGGAUCAGAAAGCUCCAUCUGGUGAAAAACCCAAACAUUAAUCCGGUGUUUGAUAGAAUAACGUUAUCUUGGCUUGAGUUUCUGUCUUGUUACCGCCACAGCCACACUUCUCUCCGCUCACAGUCGCCGCGAUAAGACAUAGAUCAAAAGAAGUACUCAUCAAACGGGGUGGAAAAGUCAGUUAAAAUGUCUUGAGUAAUAAUUAUUGCACUCAUCAUUAAUCACCACUACAGCUUCAAGACAAAGAACCGUAUUCUGAAACCUGCGCCGCAUCUCCACUACUUUCAAGAGGCUCUAGUUGAAGUGACACGGAUUUUUAAGAGUGUUUUCAUGGUUCUAGUGACAGGUGAACGGGAUAUCUCCAUUAUUAACAGGAAAAACACUCUUGAGAACCCGGCUAAACAUUUAAGUGACCUUUGAAAAUAGUUGUGGUGAAAGAGCAGAGCGUUUCAGAAUGUGGCCGAUGUCGCUACAGUUCAUGAGUCAGCGGUGUUUUCCUUGUGAAUUGUGAUAUUUACCUCGGCUAGACAAGAGUGUUCUAGCGCUGGCUCGAAUCUCGCUUCUAAGGGUGUGUGAGGCGCUGGGGUCCCAACUCCCCAAAAUGACUUAUUCUUUCUCCGGUCACUGUGAGGGCAGCCACGCCAGCUGUACUUGAGGUGAGCUAAGAGAGGCUAAGUUUGAUUUGGUUAGGUGAGUUAACCUGUCUAAUCGAACUUUAUGUGCCCUAACCAUUAUCAGGCACACGAUUUCUGUGGUGCGCCAGGAUAGGUUAGCUUAAGUUAGUUUACCAAAUCUAAUCAAACCUAACUUGAACUAAACUAACCUAACCUAACCUAUACUGAACUAACAUAGCCUGACGUAGCCCAUUCCUAGCACAGCCGGCGUGUCUUAUCUCCCCGUGAUCCUUUCUAUUGUUCUGUGAAUGUCCAGUCAAGUCCCUUUGGAGUUUUUAUCACGUUUUGUGGAUCGACUUACUAUGUGUUGGAUCUCCACUGUCGUUGGGGAAAGGUGGAGAGCCGCCCCCCCUCCCUGUGCCGCGGCAAGGGAAGGCAGGGCACGGGAGCCUCGCCACCGCCGCGCCACCGCCACGCCAUUAAAACUAACGCCCCCAUCAGGCCAGCACGGGAGAGAAAAUUCCGCUUGAUAUUGUUGGCGCAAACUUUAAAGUAGGAUACGUAAAAAUUUUUGCCGGCCCGUUAUCGCCGCGUGGCAUCCUGUUCUCGUCAGCGUCCGUGGCGCGCGCUGGCUGGCUGGCUGGUUGGCUGGCUGGUGUCUGCCUCCUCCUCGCCGCUCUUGUUGAAAUUUUAACCACUUUAAACUAAAUAAUAUACAGACUGUUGUUCAUAUUUUAAGAUCAGAGUUCAGGAUUAUCGCUCGUUCACUGUUCUAACGUUAGCGUGUUUACCGAGUCGCCGCCGCAACGCCGAGGCCUCACCCCGCCGUCACCACCUCCGACACCGCCUCCGUCACCACCGUCACGCCGCCCCGCCACCCGAACGCGUACUCCGGCAGUGUGUUUCUGCGACGCCCCAGGAAAAAGUGACGUUAUAUUUCCAUGCAAACUGUCCUCGUUGUCCUCGCUGUCCUCGUUGUCACGGGAGUAUAAAUAAAGGUAGGAAAGGAGAUGUCAGUGUUGCCAUAUUGGACAAGGAAGCUACGGUGUUUUUUUGUGCAGGGGAGAAGGGUCCGUUUUCAUUUUUCUCGCCGUAAAUAAAAUGUGAAAGUAUAUUGCAACGUUUAAUUAAUGUAUAGAUCGCCCCGUGACAUGUAAUUAGGCUGCGACUUUGGUUGUUUUAAUCAAAUAUGAAAUUAUAGUUUGCAUAAAUUUACUCCGACAGACGGGGUAAUGUCGGGUUCGCACUUUGACAAACACACACACACACACACACACACACACAUAUAUAUGGAAAUUACAACCUCUCAUACACACGCUCAUACGCAGUCGGGAAAAUGAAAAGGUACAAUAGAAUAUAAUUUUUAUCGGUUCAAAUCACACCUUUUUUUUUUCCAGGCAGGUCGUUUCGAAACCUUUGAACCGUAUUCCGAAACAUUUACUCUUAUCGCGACUAGUCUCAACAGGCUGUAGAGGAAGUUACUAGUUUUCAGUGGAGUUUCCAUGAUUCUAAUGAUAUCUCGGUUAGAAUCCUACACCAUCAGCGAGAAAGAUACUUAAAAACACCCUUGGAAACCUGAUUAGCCAUCGACAUAGCCUUUGAAAAUAGUGCUGAAGAGCUCAAAGCGUUUCAGAAUACUAAUGUUCAUGGUCACACUGUCUGGGGCUCGUGACUCGCGUGUCGGGCUCGGAGGUGCUUGGUUCCGGAGCCAGUCAGUCACCGUUUCACUCGUGCAGCAGCUCACCCGUGCACCAUUCACUGCCGUGGGUCCUCAGAUCAAGGGGCCGUUCUUGACUUCCUGGGGGCUCUGUCAACUAAGAAGAUUCGUUUUAGUAAUAAUCUCUUUGCCAGUCUUCAUCCCCACUUAUUUACAGGGACAUUCUUGACUUCCUGUCGUUGUGUACUUACAAAAUUAUACGAAUUGGUAAAAAGUAACCUAUAACAUUCCACUUUAUGUCUACUUAGCCAGACUAAGUGAAUCAUUCGAAAGGGAUAUAUUUUUGAGUUACUGGGAUUUUUAACUCGCUAAAUGGAUGGUCUGGUAAGGAAGAUCGCCCUGUUAAGUCCACCUACAUCCUCCCAUGUGAGUCAGAGAGGCAUUCCUGAACACCCGAGCCUCUAAACUUAAGAAGAGAAUGAUCUAGUUUGGUUCUAUCGGCCCUCUCGUCCCCCAGCUCGCCUCUAACAAAGUAUUCUUGCCUUCGGUUCAAAAGCGUCGUGUUUUUUUUUAGAUUUUAAGGCUCUUUUAAUAUACAAAUCAGGCUGAGGCUCUAUUAACUUACAAAAAGGAUGAUUUAGUUCAGAUUUAUCGUCUCUCUUAUCUCUCCUCUUCGUCCAACCCAGUUUUUCAGGUUCUCAGUCAAACCGGAGUAUUCUUUGAGUUUUCAAUGCUUAUUUAACAUACAAAAAAGGCUGAGGCUCUAUAAACUUGCAAAGAGGGCGAUGUAGUUAAGAUUUAUCGUCCCUUUCAUCCCUUCCCCUUCAUCCCUACUCAAUUACUCAGUCAAUUUGGGAUGUUCUUUGAGUUUCUGAGGUUCAUUCUACAUACAAAUAAGAUUGAGGCUCUAUUAACUUGCAAAGAAGAUGAUCUAGUGAGGAAAUCUCGCCCCUGUAGCCGCCUCCUCACCUCCCCCAAUCUCCCUUCCUCCCCGCGGCCCGGCCCAGCGGCGACGUGACAGGCAGCUCUUCACUCCACUUUCUCUACUUGAGCAAUAAUCAAUCGACAUGUUGUAUCGUCAACCUCUCGCUAGUUCACCGCUGUUUUCGUUCUCCGUGACGUUUGUGAACAGAGUGAUGAAAGUGUAAGUCAAUGCAGAACAUAAUAGUAGCGUCGCUUGGUGAUUCAUAAUGUGUGAGCCUCGCCCGCCUCCUGCUUCCUCCUUCCUCCUCCUCUUGCCGAGUCUUUAUCAGUGCUAAACGCCUACUCGUCUUAUCACAGAGGAUUGACUCGCACACGUGGAGAUAAGAAAAAGCAACCAUAAGUAUCAUAAUCCUUUAAAAUUUAAUAUCAAAGGUGGUAAAGACUUUUUUUUUUUUCUAAGCCAGUGACUGUCUCGGUUAUUUAAAGACAGAACAUUGACUUAAGAGUACCAGAUCCUUUAAAACUUCAUGGCAUCAAAGGUAAUAAGAGUUUUAACGCCAGGGAAUGUUUCUGCUUAGCCUGGUGUGAAACCUGUACCCAGUCGAGAUGGCACAUAUUAUCAAAGCGUUUGCAAUUUGGCGUGAAGACGCCUUAUGUUAAUUCAAGAGUAUCAGAUCCUGUAAAACUUCAUGAUAUCAAUAGUAAGGAGGAUUAUUGUUGUUUGUAGUAAUAUGGAAGGGGAAAACAGAGGCAUGCAAUCAGUAUUUAAACGUUUACGAGCCCAAGAUGGCAACACUGCAGCCCACGUGGAGAUGGAGGGAGGGAGGCGGGACGGACGGCAAGGCAGUAGCGACAGCAAACUAAAAACAAUCAUCCUUUAUUGUUGAAAUGUCAGAAUAUUCAUGCACUCGACAAGCAAUUAUUUCUUCCCCCACCCCAGUUUUAUUAAAGGGCUAAACUCCCCACCCUCUCCUCUUCCUCCUCCUCCUCUUCCUUUUCCCCCUUUCUUUUCAAUCCCUGCAUAAAACAUUUCGAAUUUUAUGGUUGAUGGUGAAUUCAUUAAAUUAUGGCUUUGGUGGUGUAAAGAGGCUUGUCCAUUUAUAACCAUCCGCUAGCCGUUUUUCCUUCGCUGACUUUUGUGUGGUGUACUCUUGAAUUUAUCCAUCUUUUUCCCCCCAGGAGUAAUUAAUACUUGCCUGUAUAUGAAGUUAGAGUUCAUGAAUAUAUUCUUGGAACCCA